Tuber aestivum (summer truffle) is the source of this 1782-nucleotide messenger RNA. Lineage: Eukaryota; Fungi; Ascomycota; Pezizomycetes; Pezizales; Tuberaceae. The record is from the annotation of a GenBank genome assembly.
AUGCUCCCACUCCGUGCCAUAGCUAGGCGCAUCCUCUCACCAUCCUUCCGAGCUUCCCGCUGUUCCUCCUCGAUCUCAAGUUUCCCUCGGACGAUAUCCUCUCUCCUACAUACCCCUCUCUCCGAUGAAAAAGCGAGUGAGACUGUCACCAUUACUGGUUGGGUCCGUUCGGUCCGGCGAAUGAAGAAUGUUUCGUUCGCUCAUGUCUCAGAUGGCUCGACAAUACAUCCGCUGCAGGCUGUGUUGACGAAAGAGCAAUCGGAGAAUUUGUCCAUGGGAGCUAGUGUUAAGAUAACGGGGGAGUGGAAGGAGUCUGUUAGGGGGAAAGGGCAGCAGAGCCGGGAGCUGUUGGCGGAGAAGGUGGAGGUUUUUGGGGAGGCGGAUCCUCUGGUAUCGUUUCCCUUCUUAUUCUCUUUGAAUUUCUCAUAAUUUUUAAAACCUAAUGUCUCUUUUGUUUCCUUUCUGCGGAUUGGUGAAAGACGUAUCCUCUUCAAAAAAAGUAUCAGACUCCGGAGUUCUUGAGAACGCUGUUACAUCUCCGAUCAAGAAUACCGGCGAAUACGAACUUACUACACUUGAGAUCUGGUCUGAUCUCGACACUAACGGCCUUUUUCGCGGAAAACUCAUUCAUCCAAUGCCACACACCAGUAAUUACUUCCUCAGACUGCGAAGGUGGUGGAGAAGUCUUCACAAUCACUCGUCCGAAGGACUUCUUCAAGACACCCAAGUACCUCACCGUCUCUGGCCAAUUACACCUUGAAACGCUCGUAGCGGCGGUCCCUAGGGUGUGGGCUUUGGGCCCGACCUUCCGCGCGGACAAGAGUGACACAGCUAGACACCUUAGCGAGUUCUACAUGCUGGAAGUCGAAAUCGCGUUCAUCGACACUUUAGACCCGUUGAUAGCGCUAAUAGAGGACAUGGUAAAGACGCUUAUUCGAAGCAUUAGCACUUCUCGUCUGGGUAGGGAAACUUUAUCUGCAGCAGGCGGUGGAGAUAAAGCGAAAGAACUCGAGGAGCGCUGGAGGGGUUUACUAGAACGUUCUUGGUCUAGGAUAACCUACACUGAGGCGAUAUCAAGACUGGGCUCGGCGGUAGAGCAGGGUGACGUACAGUUUGUUUCCCCCCCAGUCUGGGGUGCGGCAUUACAAGCCGAGCACGAGCGCUUUCUUGCACAGACUGUAUUCAAUGGUCCAGUUUUCGUGACGGAUUACCCGAAGGGCCUGAAACCUUUCUAUAUGCUCCCCUCUGUUAGUACUCCCCCCGCACCGGAGGGAGGCGAAACGGUAGCUUGCUUUGAUCUACUCGUCCCGACUGUUGGUGAACUUGUUGGAGGUUCACUAAGGGAGCACCGAUACGACGAGCUGCUGGCGGAGAUGCGGAGACAGGGCAUAACGGUACGGGACGAGGACGAGGAAGCAGAGAGCUUAAGAUGGUAUUUGGAACUUCGAAAGUGGGGGAGUGUUAAGCAUGGUGGGUUCGGAUUGGGGUUUGACCGGUUAGUGUGCUAUUUGGCUGGUGUGGAGAAUAUUCGGGAAGCUGUGGCUUUCCCAAGGUGGUAUGGUAGAUGUGAUUGUUAGUCAGGGAGAAGUUUGUGCGAUAAGGGAGGAAGGAGGGCAAGCACGGUCGGAUGCUGGGUACUGUCUUAGAGUGCUGCAUCGUCGCUUGAGUGUGGAUAUACGAAAGUAUAAUCGCACGCUCUGAAUGCUUUGAUAUCCCUACACUAGAAUUUAGUGACUCUAGGUGCCGCACUUAAUAGAAACAUGUGGAGUUGCGAGUCCUCUG